Oncorhynchus keta (chum salmon) is the source of this 3000-nucleotide messenger RNA. Its product is annotated as E3 ubiquitin-protein ligase ZNF598-like. Gene Ontology annotation, molecular function: ribosome binding; ubiquitin protein ligase activity. Gene Ontology annotation, biological process: protein ubiquitination; rescue of stalled cytosolic ribosome. The record is from RefSeq and is a predicted model, not a curated record. The transcript is spliced from 7 exons. Lineage: Eukaryota; Metazoa; Chordata; Actinopteri; Salmoniformes; Salmonidae. Bases 192 to 2585 code for a protein of 797 amino acids.
CAGUGACUACCAGUACCUGAGCGAACACUUCCGGGAGGCCCACUACCUGUGUGAGGAGGGGCGCUGUGCUACGGAGCAGUUCACCCACGCCUUCAGGAGCCAGAUCGACUACAAGGCCCACAAGGCCUCGGCACACAGCAAGAACCGAGCCGAAGCACGACAGAACCGACACAUAGACCUGCAGUUCAGCUAUGCCCCUCGCCAGACCCGACGCAACGAUGGAGGCAUGGUGUCUGGAGAGGACUAUGAGGAGGCGAGGUCGGGUCGGGGGAAGAGGAAGGAGCCAAGGGAACCAACCGAACACCAGAGGUAGCUGGAGAUACAACCGUGAGGAGGAGGACAGGGAGUUGGCAGUAGCAGUCAGAGCCUCUUUGAUGCAGCAGAGGAGACGGGAGGACGGAGGACGAGACUCCCAGGACAGGAGCGCAGCGCCCAAACACCGCAAAGAGGAGAGGAUGGAGAGGCCCGAGCGGAUGGAGAGGCCCGAGCGGAUGGAGAGGCCCGAGCGGAUGGAGAGGCCCGAGCGGAUGGAGAGGCCCGAGCGGAUGGAGAGGCCCGAGCGGAUGGAGAGGCCCGAGCGGAUGGAGAGGCCCGAGCGGAUGGAGAGGCCCGAGCGGAUGGAGAGGCCCGAGCGGAUGGAGAGGCCCGAGCGGAUGGAGAGGCCCGAGCGGAUGGAGAGGCCCGAGCGGAUGGAGAGGCCCGAGCGGAUGGAGAGGCCCGAGCGGAUGGAGAGGCCCGAGCGGAUGGAGAGGCCCGAGCGGAUGGAGAGGCCCGAGCGGAUGGAGAGGCCCGAGCGGAUGGAGAGGCCCGAGCGGAUGGAGACUGAGGAGAGACACAGGAGUAUUCCUGUCAAACCCCCAGCAGAAGCUCCCCCAGUGAGGACCAUGAAGAGUAACCCUCUGACAGGAGACGACUUCCCAGCCCUCCUGGGGGCUGCAGCACCCACACUGAGUGUAAAGCCCCCCCCAGCCCUGAAGACUCCGGCCCAGGUCCCUCUGAAGGAGGAUGACUUCCCCAGUCUAUCUGCUGCCAUGGUUAUGACCCCCAUGACCCCCGCCUACUCCGCCCAACCCAGGAAACACUCCUCCUUCCAAGAAGAAGACUUCCCCGCCCUGGUCUCUAAGAUCCGCCCUCCCAGACCAGCGGGCGGAGCUACCUCAGCCUGGAGCCAAGCCAGCAGCAGCAGCAGCAACACCUCCAAGACGGUCAUCCUUCCCUCCUCUUCCUCUAGACCUCCCCCUAACAACCCUCCUCUCCCCCUCCCCGCCGGCCCCCAGCUCCUCUCCUCCUCCUCUUCCUCUCGGAGGAAAAAGCUCCCCGUGCGCCGCCCCUCCCCCCCGUCCGAUGAUGACAAUUGCGUUGCCAAGACGAUGCAGGAGCACCGAGCAGUUCCUACCAUGUUGGAUAUCUCCUCUCUUCUCAUCGUCAAAGGACCGUCUAAAUCUGCCUCUAAGCCCCUCCCAUUGACAGCUAAGCCCCUCCCACCAACCGCCAAGCCUCCCCCACUGACAGCUAAGCCCCUCCCACCAACCUCUAAGCCCUCCCCCGUGACAUCAAACCCCACUCCUAUUCCCGCCCCAAGCCCCACAUCCAAGACAGCCAAGAAGAAGAAACAGGCCACGCCCCCUCCAUCAUCAUUUGGGAACCAAGUUCCUGUCCUCAUGGAAACGGUCUCCAGGGUACAGAAGGAGAACGUUCCGGAGAGCCACGCCUCCAAGCCACUGGUUGCUAUGACGACGGCAGCAGUUAAAACCGCUGUAAAAGCAAAGGUCAAAGCAAGUGGAUUGGCUAACGGCCACCUGGAUAAACCAGUAACAGUGGCCCCCCUCCCUAAAGCCCAGCCGGAACCCCCCCUGGAGGUAGAGGAGGAGUUCCCUGCCCUCAUCUCCAAGAAACCCCCGCCAGGCUUUAAAAGUGCCUUCGUCCUGAAGAGUUCUGCCCCCCCCAGAAACCUGUCCCCCCCUCCCCCCGGCCAGGGCAGCACAACCCCUCCUAGUAAGCCCCCCCCAGGGUUUACCGGCAUCCCCCUCAACAGCAACGUGGUGGAGCCUGCCCCCCCUGCAUCCAGCCCCCGCUCUCCCCAGUCCCCAGGGGUGUACCUGGCUCCAGAGAACUUCCAGCAGAGGAACAUGGCACUGAUCCAGUCCAUUAAGAACCUACUGCAGAACGACCAGUCACGAUUCAACCAGUUCAAGGACUACUCUGGACAGUUUAGACAGGGUCUGAUGUCAGCCGUGCUGUACCACCAGAGCUGUAGGACUCUGUUAGGGGACAACUUUGGCGGCGUCUUCAAUGAGCUGCUGGUGCUACUUCCUGACACGAGGAAACAGCAGGAGCUGCUGACGGCCCACGCAGACGACCGGGCCAUGGAAAGACAGGGAGGGGGCGGGACCAGGAAGAACAGGAAGAGUGCCUGGCAGACCCCCUCCAGCGCCAUCUCUAAUGCAGCCGCGCUGGACUGCCAGGUAUGCCCCACCUGCUGCCAGGUGCUGGACCCUAAAGACUUCAACUCCCAUAAGACCUUGCACCUGGGGGACAACGAGGACUUCCCCUCCCUGCAGGACAUCAGCCGCAUCAUCAGCUAGCCCUGGCCUGGGACAGACAUGCGCACUGCCCAAUCACAGCCCUGCCUGUUGCCAUUCAGGGGAAGCCUGUUUCCAUGGUGACCAUGGCCAGAGAGGACGUUGGGUAGUGUAUUUGAUGGCGAGGCUGGGGCCAGCAGGAGGUUGAACUGAAUUCUGGUUGCCAGAUGUUUGACCUGAUUCCCGGUGUGAUUCCGGCUGGACCUGGACCCAGCCUGGCGACCCGAACCUGGAGGGCCCUACAAGUACCACAUGUUGUGUAUUAAUAAGAAGAAUGGUUCUAUAUAUUUUAUUUUUCUCCCCCCUCUCUUCUGAUCACAUUUCCAUGAUGUUGAUAAAGUGUUGAAGGAGUGACGGUUGUUUUAUCAGGUUUGAUGACUGAGGAGAGUUUAUUAAGUCAGACCAUCUACUACUCCCU